This is a messenger RNA of Mytilinidion resinicola, 535 nucleotides long. RefSeq lists its product as uncharacterized. The record is from RefSeq and is a predicted model, not a curated record. Lineage: Eukaryota; Fungi; Ascomycota; Dothideomycetes; Mytilinidiales; Mytilinidiaceae. The annotation marks the transcript as partial. The transcript is spliced from 3 exons.
CCCCCCCCCCCCAAUCCGCCUAAACCCACACGCCGCCCGCAAAAGCCCUCCCAUCCCACCUUCAAUGCGCCCCCCCCUCCGCCUAGCCUCCCUCUCCCUCCGCCCUACCAGACCGCGCCGCACCUUCUCCACCUCCCCCGCCCUCCUCGCAAAAAACCGCAUCUACAACAACAUCCGCCGCCCCGACGAACUGCACACGCUGCUCCUCCUCUCCGCCUCCAGCCACGUCCCGCUGGUCACGCUGUGGAGCGCGUCGUGGUGCAGCGCGUGCGCGGCCGUCCGUCCGGUGCUGAAAGAGCUGCUCGAGAGCGAGGGCGUGGGAGAGGCGGCGGGCGGGCUGGGGUUUGCGGAGGUGGAGUUGGAUAGUGUGGAGAUCGGGGCGCUGGGGGUCGAGUAUAUGAUCAAUUCGAUGCCGACGUUGCUGGCGUUUAGCCGGGGGGAGGCGCAGAUGGAGACGAAGCUGGUGAGGCCGGAGGUUAUGAAGGAUAGGGCGAAGUUGAGGGAGUGGUUGGAGGAGGAGGCGAGGAGGGGAGGG